This is a messenger RNA of Trichoderma citrinoviride, 549 nucleotides long. RefSeq lists its product as hypothetical. NCBI's taxonomy places the organism in Eukaryota, Fungi, Ascomycota, Sordariomycetes, Hypocreales, Hypocreaceae. The transcript has 3 exons. The record is from RefSeq and is a predicted model, not a curated record. The coding region runs from base 1 to 549 and encodes 182 amino acids.
AUGUACGGACGCGCUCGCGCUCGCACUGGGCACCGGCACGCCGCUGGCUGCAGGGUUUCCAGCGGUGGAGUGCGAGUGCUCCGGGUGGUGUCCCCCUAUGAGGCAAGGGUUGGCAGCACAGGGUCGCCGGCCCGCACGGUGUACUUUGCAGCCUGCGCCGCCUGCAGUCGUCCUCCGUACGACGCCGAGCAGACACUGAUGCUGCCGUCGAGCUUUCGCAUGAAGGGGGCGUCCAAGCUACAAACACUGGAGCAGCUUCACAAGAAGUCCGGACAGCGACAACAUGCCGCAUCUACCGCCCUCGUCCAAUGGCGCGCAUGCGCUACCCAAAUCGGGUAUUUGUACUCUGGCCUCGAGACUCGUAGCGAAUACCUCUCAUCUGCGGCGUCUGGCGGCAGAAGCAGGAGCCAGGGUGCUCGUAGCGAGGUAGUUGUACCUGCUCCGUGCUGCAGCUUCAGACAGCGGUACCUUGACCGGCUCAGCCGACCGCCUGCUGGGUCGAGGAUCGCGACUGGCUGUGACAGAGGAAACGUACACAAGUACUGCUAG